This is a messenger RNA of Camelina sativa (false flax), 1467 nucleotides long. The record is from RefSeq and is a predicted model, not a curated record. NCBI's taxonomy places the organism in Eukaryota, Viridiplantae, Streptophyta, Magnoliopsida, Brassicales, Brassicaceae.
AAAAUCAAAAGCAAUUCGAUUUCACAACCCUUUAUUUUGUUCUAAUUCUUCGAUUUCUCCGUCGGGUCAGUGUUUGGUAUCGCCAUCUCUGCUGUUUAUAAACAAACACACUUUGUAUAGUUUUUUUUUUUUAAAUCAAAAAGAAUUGUGCAAAAUAAAAAAUAAAAUGUCUUCGAUCAUUCAUGGACCUGGAGCUGCUACGGCGUUAUCUACGUUUAAUCCCGUCGAUUCCAAGAAACUCACAAAUCUUUCAGACGAAGAAGGAGGCGGACACAUCUGCGAGCACUGGACAUGAACUAUUGCUUUUCGAGGCUCUUCAGGAAGGUUUGGAAGAGGAGAUGGACAGAGAUGCAAAUGUAUGUGUUAUGGGUGAAGAUGUAGGCCAUUACGGAGGCUCCUACAAGGUAACCAAAGGUCUUGCUGAUAAAUUUGGCGACCUCAGGGUUCUCGAUACUCCUAUUUGUGAAAAUGCAUUCACAGGUAUGGCCAUUGGAGCCGCCAUGACUGGUCUAAGACCUGUCAUUGAAGGUAUGAACAUGGGUUUCCUCCUCCUCGCCUUCAACCAAAUCUCCAACAACUGUGGAAUGCUUCACUACACUUCUGGUGGUCAGUUCACGAUUCCCGUUGUCAUCCGUGGUCCUGGUGGAGUGGGACGCCAGCUUGGUGCUGAGCAUUCACAGCGGUUAGAAUCUUACUUCCAGUCCAUCCCUGGGAUCCAGAUGGUUGCUUGCUCGACUCCCUACAAUGCCAAAGGCUUGAUGAAAGCCGCCAUAAGAAGCGAGAACCCUGUGAUUCUUUUCGAACACGUUCUGCUUUACAAUCUCAAGGAGAAAAUCCCAGACGAAGACUACAUCUGUAACCUUGAAGAAGCUGAGAUGGUCAGACCAGGGGAACACAUCACCAUCCUCACUUACUCGCGGAUGAGGUACCAUGUGAUGCAGGCAGCAAAAACUCUGGUGAACAAAGGGUAUGACCCUGAGGUUAUCGACAUCAGGUCGCUAAAACCAUUCGACCUCCACACGAUCGGAAACUCAGUAAAGAAAACACACCGGGUUUUGAUCGUGGAGGAGUGUAUGAGAACCGGCGGGAUUGGGGCAAGUCUUACAGCUGCCAUCAACGAGAACUUUCAUGACUACUUAGACGCUCCGGUAAUGUGUUUGUCUUCUCAGGACGUUCCUACACCUUACGCUGGUACAUUAGAGGAGUGGACCGUGGUUCAACCAGCUCAGAUCGUGACCGCUGUUGAGCAGCUUUGCCAGUGAAUUCAUACUAAUCUGGUGAACCAUUAUUUAUCAUUUACAUCUCUGUCUUUCUCUUUAGUUUAGCUUUUUAAAGAAUUUGUUUAAGUGGAAUUGGUUUUGUUGAAGUUUUAUCUCCUUUGUUGUGUAUUGGAAUAUUUGUUUUGUAACUCAGAAUGUUUUGGACCUUUGGUUGUUAAUUUACUUCCCACUUUUGUUUUGUUAAACC